AUGACGUUGAUAAAACUGCCUAUUGAUGUGCUUAUUGAAAAUAUUCUAUCAUGGCUGGAUGCCAUGGCCUUGAUUCAAAUGUCCAAAACAUGUCGCUUCUUUCAUCAGCUGGCUAAUGACGAGGUGUUAUGGAAACGUCUUGUAUUAUCUGAAUUUAAUCUGCCACCCGACGCAAGUUUCAGACAAAGCGGUUGGAAAUCACUGUAUUCUCGGCUAAACAAUCCCACUGUGUACACUUGGGGUGAAAACUUUGACGGUCGACUCGGUCAUGGCGUGGGUCGAAUUGGGAUGCGGCGCUUCUAUAAUUCAAGAAGUGUUCCUGAACCCCGCGAAUUGGUAUCACUGCGCAACAAAGGCAUUGUCGAUAUAGUGGCGGGCGGUUGGUCGUUUCAUGCACUGGAUCGUUACGGACAUGUGUGGAUGUGGGGAACGAUGCAGGAAGACGUGCCGGUGACUCGGUCCCUGGGAGCGCGACCUGUUCGGGAACCUGUUCAAUUGGUGUUGCCACCAGAGACCAAAAUUCGUGCCAUUUCAUGCGGUCGGUCACAUGCGAUUGCAUUGGAUUACCGUGGUGAGGUGUGGCAUUGGAAUAAUCUCUGGCGGCCACAGCAAGUCCUGCUACCAUCGUCCUCCAAAGCGGUACAGGUGACCGCGAAUUGGGGCUACUCCAGCGUGUUGACAGAAGACGGUGAAAUACACGUCGUGCCUCAACCUGAGCUUAUCGCUUCCUUUGAUGAGACAAAUGCCAUCUUGCCCGAACUUGUGCUGGAUUUACCAGGCGUGACCCUCUCUACCGUCAUAGCAACUUCUUCAUUGAAUACCGAAACGGCUGCUUCAUCCGUUGCACCGGACGACAGCUUUGUGCAAUUGGCCGGCUUGGAAAAGUAUACCUUGGCUUUAACGCGCCUAGGCCGCGUAUUCAGGCUGCACACCGAAAACAGACACAUGUUUACAUCGUCGCCUCUCACCGACGAACUCGUCCAUUUCAGUGCCAGCACUCCCGAAAACAACACACGCCGCGGACGCAUGCAACGGUUCGUAUCGGGUGCUUUCACCAAUUUUGCCGUCUACACCGCGGAUGGCCAAGUCAUGCUUGGAUCACAAAACAAGCCUCCAAACCAACAACCCGAAAUUCCACCCGGGCUGUCCCAUGGUAUUUGCAAAGUCGCCUUUGGCGAUUAUCAUAUGGGCGCAGUGACGAAUACCGGGGCUUUGCUGACAUGGGGUGCUUACAGUGCCGGUGCUCUUGGUCAUGGACAUGACAACGAAGAACGACAACAAGAUACGCCACAGCAAGUUGAAGCAUUGAAGGACAUGUUCGUGUUCGCAAUUGGCUUUGGUGGCUGGCACAGUGGCGUAUUGGCCAUACCCAAUCAUCAGUAA
Molecule: messenger RNA, 1383 nt
Organism: Radiomyces spectabilis
Lineage: Eukaryota; Fungi; Mucoromycota; Mucoromycetes; Mucorales; Radiomycetaceae
Product: regulator of chromosome condensation 1/beta-lactamase-inhibitor protein II
Exons: 4
Coding region: 1-1383 (460 amino acids)
Cellular component (GO): cytoplasm
Molecular function (GO): protein binding; guanyl-nucleotide exchange factor activity
Source: RefSeq, a predicted model, not a curated record